AUGCUGAGUUCCGAACACAUCAACACCAUCGAUUUGCAGGCACUUCCCAUGCGUGGCAUCAAAGGGCGUGUAGGGAGUUCAGAUGGGCGUGAGUGGAAUGGACGUGUGGAGGUUUCAGAUGGGCGCGAGCACGGGCAAAGGAUCACGAGAAUCACGUGUUCAGAACGGGGCCCUGGAGUGGUGGGGCAGCAGCCAGUGCUGCCACCAGGGGCAUCAUUCGAGUACACGUCUGUCUGCCCUUUAGACACUCGCAACGGAGCCAUGGAAGGCGAGUUUGAGAUGGUGGACGUUGCUACAUCAGCUGCUUUUGAAGUCAAGAUAGGCGAGUUCGCCCUUGACGUGGAUCAGGAUGGCUUCUGA
Molecule: messenger RNA, 360 nt
Organism: Closterium sp. Naga37s-1
Lineage: Eukaryota; Viridiplantae; Streptophyta; Zygnematophyceae; Desmidiales; Closteriaceae
Source: the annotation of a GenBank genome assembly